This is a messenger RNA of Carassius gibelio (silver crucian carp), 3436 nucleotides long. RefSeq names its product GTP-binding protein Di-Ras2-like. Gene Ontology annotation, molecular function: GTPase activity; GTP binding; GDP binding. The coding region runs from base 719 to 1318 and encodes 199 amino acids. Gene Ontology annotation, cellular component: plasma membrane. The transcript is spliced from 2 exons. Lineage: Eukaryota; Metazoa; Chordata; Actinopteri; Cypriniformes; Cyprinidae. The record is from RefSeq and is a predicted model, not a curated record. Gene Ontology annotation, biological process: signal transduction.
UAUAGUCAUAUGUGUUUACUUACACAUAAAAAUAUGUUUUCUGCUCAGUAAUACAAAAAUAAAUCUGUAUGAAAAUAAGCUUUGGUAGCUCACAGUUUACAGUUUCAUCACUUACAUUUUAUUUAUUUUUUCCUGAGGAGGCAAUAUUUUUCAGGUUUUGUGAAGUCAUAGACAAAUCUGCUUAUAAAUGGUUAAAUAUAGGCUAUGCAGGAAAAAUAAAGCCAAUCACAGUUUAGUAUGCAAAUAUUAUGCCAUUGCUAUCUGUUCACAUUUUGAAUAGUAAAUAUUCAGUCUUGUAAAAUUUUUAUCUUAAAUAUCUUAACUUCGCAAAAGCCUAACACUUUGCAUUGUAUAGAGAGCUUUAAAGGGUGACUCGACACAGAUGGAACAACUAAAGCAGAGGAACGUAAUAAAGAAGUCUGUAUGCCUGGCAAACACUAUAAAAACGGGAUCUCGAGGAAUACACAGCAUGUCUUAAAGAGGGAUGUGUGGGAGACGCAGAAAUCCCUGGUGACGUCACGGGAGCGCUCGGGAGCGCGUCAGCACUGCUUCCAGGAAACAGCGCUCGCGCUCUGAAGACCACAGUCGAGCCCCAGAAGCAUCUUCAGAGGAAAAACAACCGACAUCCCAUCGUUUCCAUCGUCUACCGCGACAUGACGAGCGGGAUUUAAAAUUACCUCUUCAUACGUCAACAUUUAGUUUUUUUAUAUACAGCACUAUGCCAGAGCAAAGCAAUGAUUACCGGGUGGUUGUGUUUGGAGCCGGUGGAGUGGGCAAAAGCUCCUUGGUCCUGCGCUUCGUGAAGGGAACCUUUCGCGAGAGCUACAUCCCCACCGUGGAGGACACCUACAGGCAGGUGAUCAGCUGUGACAAGAGCAUCUGCACGCUGCAGAUCACAGACACCACGGGCAGUCACCAGUUUCCUGCCAUGCAGCGUCUGUCCAUCUCCAAAGGACACGCCUUCGUCCUAGUGUACUCCACCACCAGCAAACAGUCUCUGGAGGAGCUCAAGCCCAUCUUCGAGCAGAUCUGUCUGAUCAAGGGGGACAUCGAGAGCAUCCCAAUCAUGCUAGUGGGCAACAAGAACGACGAGGUGAGCGCUCGUGAAGUGGAGAGCAGUGACGGAGAGGCCAUGGCCAGGAGGUGGAAGUGUGCCUUCAUGGAGACGUCAGCUAAGACAAAUCACAACGUCAAGGAGCUGUUCCAAGAGCUGCUUAAUUUGGAGAAACGCAGGACUGUUAGCCUUCAGAUCGACGGCAAGAAGAGCAAGCAGCAGAAACGAGCCGAGAAGCUCAAAGGCAAAUGUGUGGUCAUGUGAAAAACCAAUACCAAAGUGUGCUUGGAAAACCAAAACGGUUUCACUUUCAGGACACUGAUGCUCUGGCUAACACUGUUUACACCUCAAGACAAGAAUAUUGGACAUACACUUACCGUAGUGCAUUUGCAGGAACAAGGACUGAGACAACAGUUUACUUUCUUUCUUCUGUGGAUCACAACAGUAACAUCUUUGAUGACUACGCUGGCUGCUCAUUUCCAUAUCACAAAGGUUACGCUUUAAAUUCGUUACUUCAGGAAUUAUUUCCUUGUUCUUUGACACAAUUUCCUGUGGAGAAAAAUGCCUAGCGAGCCAAUGUUAUCAUUUUAAUAUAACUUUAGCCUCUCACUGAUGUGAUUGUGAUGCUGCUAUAGGUUUGCACCAGAUUUGACCCUGUCCUAGACCACACAAAAAGAGAAAAUGUCUGGUAAACAGAGGCUAACGUGCAUGAACACAAUGGCAGUACUAAUGCAUUUUCUGUUAUCAACAAUGUAGACUAACGAAAAGCAGUGCAAUCAGUCCUGCUCAUAGCUUUAAAUCUGUGAUGUGGAGAGCAGCGUUCCUUACAGCACAGGCUGGGCUACAGUACAUUAAUGUGCUGUACAGUAUAAAAAAUACGUCAUAUAUGGCAGUUCAUGAUUACAUGCAUCAUCUGGAGCAGGUAGUAGUCAAUUAAAACAAGCUAAAAGGUUUUUGUUCGACCUGCAAUUUAUUAUUAAAGUAAGGCUGCUAUUGUUUUAUUUUACUUCCAUAUGCCUUAGAUUGGACUUUCUUUUUUUGGAAAAAAAGAGUUCAUGAAUGUGCAUUUUCAAAAAGAAAGUUGACUAUUUUCCUAGCACAGUAUUUGUAUCGAGGCAUAUUGUAGUAUGAAAGGAAAGAUCAGCUAAAUUCACAUGAGCAUGAAUAACCUGUAAAACUUUAUUUUUGUCUAGAUAUAUUUACCUGAGAAGCAAAUGUCUUAAGAUAUUAAAUCUUCUUUUCUGAUUUUAUUUUUUAUUUUUACAUAUUUGCUUAAAAGAAGAAAAUAGAUGUCAGUGGGGUAAGAAAAUUAAUAAUUCAUUCACAGGAAAGACAAGUGUUUUUCUGGUCUCAUUGGCAGAUAUUUUUUCUUGUUUUAAGCUAAACUUAUCGUUUUUUAUAGAAAAUAGGACUUUAUAUCUUAAGUAAUUGAGCUUUUCUUAAGUAAAUGCAUCUUGAUUUAAUAAUGUUUAGAUAUUUGUUAUGGAAAACAACAAAGAUACUAAGUAAGAAAAUCAGUUUUUGCAGUGUGGCUGUGUCAGUUCUGAAUAUUGUAAACAAUAAUGAUAUUAAAUAUUAGUUAUUCAUAUUUAAAGUGUUCUUUAGAGUAAACUAUUAUGAUCUAUCCACUACAUGUUUAGUAAAAUAUCAGCAAGUGCUUUUGAGAGCGAUAUAUCUAUUUUGUAAUUCUCUAUUUUAGCAUGACAGUGAAAUAUAAAUCAAGUUCAAGUGCUACACUGUAUGUAAACUCUCUUGUGGUGAUGUAAACGGCUGUAUAUUAACUACAGUAGAGUACUGAAGACCUUUAAUGUGAUACUAAACUUGAAUCUGUGCAAAUGUUGCUCAUGAGAAUUUGAAUGGAUGCAGGAAUUGCUUAGUCCCAAAGCUUACAGCGGGUUUCUGUUAUACGUCUGAUAUAUAUGUCUGUAUAGACAUCAUGUGUGCCUACAAGAUUAAAUGAUUGUAUUAUAGGUCACAAGAAUAAAUAUUAUUAUUCGUUAAGCUGAUUCACAAUACUGUAUGUGUUACUGUACCGGGAGUGUACUUGAAUCAUCCAUUAACUAGAAAUGUAACAUUCACACAUGGAAACAUUUUAAGGGUUGCUGUAGACUCAAAUGAUUGUGUUAAGGUCAGUCUACCAGCGGUCCUUACUCAAACAGAUGAUGAGCGCUUUGGCUCUGAGCAGAACUGAUGCUGGUGUGUGUGUGAGGAAGAAUGUGUGUGGUAUUUAGACAUGUCAGAGUAAUAAGGCUCGUUACCGGCGAGUCAAGGCCUGCAGUAUAAUAGAGCUCCUGCCAGCACUUAACAAGCCUCAAGUGACCAUGAGCUCUGCCAGCAUCAUCCUCCGUUAAUCUGAGUAAAACAUUCUGCUGUUUAGAAACG